Messenger RNA from Nipponia nippon (crested ibis), 2475 nucleotides. Lineage: Eukaryota; Metazoa; Chordata; Aves; Pelecaniformes; Threskiornithidae. The record is from RefSeq and is a predicted model, not a curated record.
CCCCACAAGAGGCGGAGGACGUCUGAGCCGUCGGAGAUCGAGGAGAGACUCGAAUCGCUCAUCUGCAGGGUGGGAGAGAAGAGUAAUUCAUCCUUGGAGAGCAACUUGGAAGGCCUAGCUGGUGUUUUGGAAGCUGAUCUACCAAAUUACAAAAGCAAGAUACUAAGAAUACUAUGUACUGUUGCACGUCUGUUACCAGAAAAGCUUACUGUUUACACAACACUAGUUGGGUUGCUGAAUGCCAGGAACUACAAUUUUGGUGGGGAAUUUGUAGAAGCCAUGAUUCGUCAGCUUAAAGAAUGUCUGAAAGUCAAUAUGUAUAACGAAGCUGUGCAUUUAGUUCGUUUUCUGUCUGAUCUUGUGAAUUGUCAUGUAAUAGCUGCACCUUCCAUGGUAGCUAUGUUUGAGAACUUUGUGAGUGUGACACAGGAGGAAGACGUACCCCAAGUACGAUGUGACUGGUAUAUGUUUGCAUUUCUGUCAUCUUUGCCUUGGGUUGGAAAGGAGUUGUAUGAGAAAAAGGACGCUGAAAUGGAUCGUCUCUUGUCUCAGACAGAAAGCUAUUUGAAACGCCGCCAGAAGAUUCACGUACCCAUGCUACAAGUUUGGACUGCUGAUAAACCACAUCCACAAGAAGAGUAUUUAGACUGCCUUUGGUCUCAGAUUCAGAAGUUGAAAAAAGACCGUUGGCAAGAACGACACAUUCUGAGGCCCUACUUGGCUUUUGACAGCAUUCUUUGUGAAGCGCUGCAACACAAUCUGCCUCCGUUCACUCCUCCGCCUCACACCGAAGAUUCAGUGUACCCGAUGCCAAGGGUUAUUUUUAGGAUGUUUGACUACACAGAUGACCCUGAGGGCCCUGUCAUGCCUGGCAGCCACUCCGUUGAACGAUUUGUAAUAGAAGAGAACCUUCACUGCAUCAUCAAAUCCCACUGGAAAGAGAGAAAAACUUGUGCUGCACAGCUGUUGAGCUAUCCAGGAAAUAACAAGAUCCCCUUGAACUACCACAUAGUAGAGGUAAUAUUUGCAGAAUUGUUUCAACUUCCAUCUCCACCACACAUUGAAGUCAUGUACACAACGCUCCUGAUUGAACUGUGCAAGCUUCAACCUGGCUCUUUACCACAAGUUCUUGCACAAGCUACAGAAAUGCUCUACAUGCGUUUGGAUACAAUGAAUACAACAUGUGUGGACAGAUUUAUUAACUGGUUUUCUCACCACUUGAGCAACUUCCAGUUCCGUUGGAGCUGGGAAGACUGGUCAGAUUGUCUUACUCAGGACCUUGAAAAGCCCAAACCCAAAUUUGUGAGAGAGGUUUUGGAAAAGUGCAUGCGACUCUCCUACCAUCAACGAAUAAUAGACAUUGUUCCUGCAAGUUUUUCUGUCCUCAGUCCUGCUAAUCCAGUGUGCAUUUACAAAUAUGGAGAUGAAAGUAAUAGGUCUCUUCCUGGAUAUACUGUGGCACUUUGUUUAACAAUCGCAAUUAAAAACAAAGCCAGUAAUGAUGAAAUCUUCAGCAUUUUAAAAGACGUGCCUAAUCCAAACCAGGAUGAUGAUGAUGAUGAAGGAUUUACCUUCAACCCUCUGAAAAUAGAAGUCUUUGUUCAGACUCUGCUCCAUCUAGCUGCAAAGUCUUUCAGCCACUCCUUCAGUGCCCUGGCCAAGUUUCAUGAAGUCUUCAAAACGCUUGCUGAAAGUGAUGAGGGGAAACUCCAUGUUCUGAGGGUUGUAUAUGAGGUUUGGAAGAAUCAUCCACAGAUGAUUGCUGUGCUUGUGGACAAGAUGAUUCGGACACAAAUUGUUGACUGUGCUGCAGUAGCAAACUGGAUCUUCUCUUCAGAGCUUGCACAUGAUUUUACUAGGUUUUAUAUCUGGGAGAUCUUACAUUCCACAAUCCGUAAGAUGAAUAAGCAUGUUCUGAAGAUUCACAAAGAACUGGAGGAGACUAAGGCAAGAUUGGCCAGGCAGCACAAAAGACGAGACAGCGAUGAUGAUGAUGACGACGAUGACCGAAGCAGCGAUCGGGAAGAUGGGCCGCUAGAAGAGCAGAUAGAGCGCUUGCAGGAGAAAGUAGAGUCAGCCCAGAGUGAGCAGAAGAAUCUCUUCCUUGUUAUAUUCCAGCGUUUCAUUAUGUUGUUAACUGAGCACUUAGUGCGCUGUGAAACCGGUGGGAUUGAUGUAUUUACACCUUGGUACAAGAGCUGUAUAGAGAGGUUGCAGCAGAUCUUCCUACAGCAUCACCAGAUAAUCCAGCAGUACAUGGUGACCCUAGAGAACCUCCUGUUUACAGCUGAACUGGACCACCACAUACUGGCUGUGUUUCAGCAGUUCUGUGCUCUGCAGGCCUGAGGAUUAUUCACGUUCACGGGCAGAGUCUUGUCUGGAGGUCUUCAAGGAAUUUAAUUUUUUCUUUUUUAAUGGGAAAACUUGACAUGGGGAUGAAAGAAAUUUUUGACUAAAACUGGCUUUUAUGUGCUC